GCGACAUUUUGUAAACACGGAUCUGUUCACUGGUGGUGAGGUUGAGGACGCUUGUCUAGCCCGAGAUCAAGGAACUAGGAAGCUGCUGUGCCAGCUGCUCUGAGGCAGCUCUGAGGCGGUCUAAGGCUCGGCGUGGGCGCCAUCCAGCCUGACUCUGUUGCGGGGCCGGGACGGGGGCUGCAGUGCCCGGGCCCCACCUUCGCACACAGACUCCCUUGGCGGCGGCAGCGCUGAUGGGUCCUAUUCAGGUUCCACACUCAGCAGAACCACUUAUGGACACUGCACUGGGCUCUGUGACCUUUGAGGACGUGGCUGUGUACUUUUCCCAGGAGGAAUGGAGGCUUCUUGAUGAGGCCCAGAGAUUCCUGUACCAUGAUGUCAUGCUGGAGACCUUUGCACUUGUUGCAUCAUUGGGUUGUUGGCAUGGAGCAGAGGUCAAGGAGACACCUUCUGAACAGAAUGUUUUUGUAGAAGUGCCACGAAUAAAUACUUCAAAGACAAACCUGUCCACCCAGGAGGCCUAUCCCUGGGAGAGGUGUAGCCCAGACUUAGAAGGUGGUUUGCAUCUAGCUGAAGACCUCGGAACAAACCCUGGCCAGAAACUGUGUGGGUCAAGUGUGAAAUUUCACCAGCACAGUGGAAAGAAACUCUUUAGAAGAGAUGUGGGUAAGGCCUUUAUGAACAGCCACAUAGUCCAUGCAUCCAAGAAGUCUUCCACAUGCCAGGAGGCUGGGAAGAAUUUCCCUGGUAGCUCUAGCCUUCUCCAGCACCAGGUCACUCCACAAAAGGACGCCGAAUGUGUGGAAGCCUUUCACAAUGAACAACGGCACUAUAAGUGCAGUGAAUGUGGUAAAGCCUUCUGCCGCAAGUACAGGCUUGCUCAGCACCAGAGAGUCCACACUGGAGAGAGGCCUUAUGAAUGCAGUGAAUGUGGGAAAACCUUCAGCUAUAAACACAUACUUAUUCAGCACCAGAGAGUCCACACUGGAGAAAGGCCUUAUGAGUGCAGGGAAUGUGGGAAGGCUUUUAGCAACAAACCCACACUUGUUCGGCAUCAGCGAAUUCACACUGGAGAAAGGCCUUAUGAGUGUAGUGAAUGUGGCAAAUUCUUUAGCCAAAGCUCCAGCCUCAGUGAACAUCAGAGAAUUCACACUGGAUCACGGCCUUAUAAAUGCAACGAAUGUGGAAAAUUCUUUACGUCCAACUCCAACCUAAUUAAACACCGGCGAGUUCACACGGGCACAAGGCCUUAUGAGUGCAGUGAAUGUGGGAAAUUCUUUAACCAAAGUCCCAGCCUCAUUAAACAUCAGAGAAUCCACACUGGUGAACGGCCAUAUGAAUGCAGUGAAUGUGGGAAACUUUUUAGCCAAAGCUCUACUCUCAUUAAGCACCAGAGAGUUCACACUGGAGUAAGGCCUUAUAAAUGCAUUGAAUGUGGGAAACUUUUUAGCCAAAGCUUUGGCCUCACUCAACACCAGAGAAUUCACACUGGAGAAAGACCAUAUGAGUGCACUGAAUGUGGAGAAUUCUUUAGCCAAAACACCCAACUUACUCAACACCGAAAAGUUCACACUACAGAGAGGCCUCUUGAGUGUAGCAAAUGUGGAAAAGUCUUCAGUCAAAGGUCUGCUCUGACUGAGCACCAGAAACUUCACAGCCCAGACAGACCCUUUGAGUGCAGCGAAUGUAGGAAAGCUUUCAGCCGAAGGUCUAACCUCAUUCGUCACCAGAAAGUUCAUACUGGAGAAAGGCCUUCAAAUGAGAUGAGGAGAGCAGUGAAUGAGCUGUCUCCUUAGUUAAUACAUCAUACUGAAUAGGCUCUGUGAGGGAGUCAUCAACUGGAAGUUGAAUGCCAUACAUCUGAACAGCCCUAGUGUGUAGAUUGCCUCUGAGUACCAGGUUCAGAGGAAGCUUUUAAGGAGCUACACUCUACUUUCUAACCUGUGCAGGGCCCUUGCCAGACUAACGUCAGUGUGAGUUUCUGUGGUAAAAAUCAUCUUACUUCUACCAAGUGGCAGUCACCUCAGUGUAAUCAGGGUAGGUAGACCUCUGUUUUCUCGCAUCCUGUGGAGGGAAGCAUGAGUAGCCUGAGCACUUGGGUGUUACCAUUCUCUUGUGUCUAACUGACUAGGCCAUGGACUUAACCAGCUUUGACCAAGGUGACCCAGUCUGGGUUCUGCUGGUGGCUUACAGAGGGUUACCUUUUUCAGUGGCAUUAUUUCAUGUCAUACUCUGGAUGGAUUUUUCUAGCUCUAUGUCACCUGUUUGGGAAUUUUGUAUACCUCAGUGGGGAUAGUAUCAUGGCAGAGAAUAGUUUUCAUUGCAGUUUGUGUCUAAUUUGCAUUGCUGUCCAAGGUCUCCUGCAGGGCUUUGUGGGAAUAAUGUUGUGACCUGGAUAUCAGAAUUUUUGGUGGGUCCUUACAUCACCCUUAGAAGAGGAGAGUUGUGAGAACCACCAGUGUUUUUUUGUUUGUUUGUUUCUUUUUGUGUCGUACGUGGGCCUCUCACUGUUGUGGCCUCUCCCAUUGUGGAGCACAGGCUCCGGACGCACAGGCUCAGCGGCCAUGGCUCACGGGCCCAGCCGCUCUGCAGCAUGUGGGAUCUUCCCGGACUGGGGCACGAACCCGUGUCCCCUGCAUCAGCAGGCAGACUCUCAACCACUGCGCCACCAGGGAAGCCCCACCAGUGUUUUUUGGAGCAGCAUGAGUUGUUCUCUUUUUCACAGAGGAUGUCACAUCAUACCCCCUGUACUGUUCUAGAGAAGAAGUUCUCUAAGUCCAGCUGGAAAAGAGCCAUAAUGUCCACAACGUCGUAGGCUGGUGUUGCUGAGCGUUAGAUUACAGACAUUAGGUGGGAACCAUAUUUGGUACAGAAACACUCAGGGAAUUAGUAGGAAGUGAGAGACAAGAAAACAAGUAGGGAUGAGCCUUUUCUAAAGCUGCAUCCAGUAAAGCAACUGUACUCUGAUAAAAAGACAAAUUGCUGUAAUUUGGGAUCUUUAGGAAAAUAAAAAAUAAAGUUGCAUUCACAAAUGUACCGGGAUUAUGGCCAUAAAGGAUAAAGUUUUUGCAGAAAUCCUUAGGAGGUACAGGGCUGUUUCUCUUCUCCUGAGGUCCAAGUCAGUGUCAGACUGAAUACUGUAAAGGUUUUAGGAUCCCACAGCAUCUCCAAAUUGUUUAUCUCAAGGCCGUUGCUGCAGUGAAAAGAAAAAAUGAGGAAGGGGAAAAUCGUGUAAUCCUGGCAUGUUAUUUUUAUGACUCGGGAAGAGGUCCUGGAUAACUCAAGUAGAAACACCUUUCAUUGCUAUAAAGACAGGUGUCUUUAUUGCUACUGUGACAGUCCCUCCCAUGAGACAAGAAGAGUUGAUGGAGUUGAUGUGUUGGUUUCCAGAGUUCUACUUUUCCAAAAAGGAGAUUCAGAUUUUUAUGUGAAGCCAAUUUUUAUUAAAACUUAAUCGAGCUAUAUCGUUGGUAGGCACUCAACUGAAUAUACUUAAAAUGUACAGCUUGGUAAGUUUUAGUAUGUGUAAAAUCACAACCAUCAUUAUAAUAACAAACAUCCAUCAGUUCCAUAUCUACCUUGACAUCUCUCCAUGGGCUCCCAGGCAACUACUGUUGACUUUCUUUCACAUUCAAUUAGUUAAUGUUUUCUAGAGUUUUAAUAUCAUUGGAAUCUUAAUGUGUUUACUUUUGUAUUUGCCUUUUUCUUUCAUGGUGCAUGAUUAUCUUGAGAAUCAUCCAAGUUGCUGAUGUGAAUAGUUCUGUUUUUUUUUCUUUUUGCCAUGCCACAAGGCUUGUGGGAUCUUAGUUCCCUGACCAGGGACUGAACCCAGGCCCUGAGCAGUGAAAGCACGGAGUCCUAACCACUUGACCACUAGGGAAUUCCAUAAUAGUUUAUUGUUUUAAUUCCUGAAAAAUACACUGUUUGGAUAUACCACCCUUUGAUUGUUUAUCCAUUCAUCUGUUAAAUGAUGGGGUUUUGUGGUUUGUUUCUGGUUUGGCUAUCACAGAUAAUCUUAUUAUGAAUGUACAUAAAAUUCUUUAUAUAAAUAUAUGGUUUCAUCUUCUAAAGUGAAUGACUGGACCCUUUUGCAUUCCCAUUAAUUGUAUGGGAGGAUUCAAGUUCCCCUAUAUCCUUCACCUGUACUUGGUUGUUAUAUUAAAUGUAUUAAAUAUUAACCUGUUUUAAAAGUGUGUAGAGUUAUCUUACUGUGGUCUGAUGACAUUUCCCUAAUGGUUCAUCAUGUUGAACAUUUUUAAUGUGUUCAUUUGCCAGCUGUGUAUCUUAGAUGUUCACAGUAGUUAUUUUCCAACUGGUAGUGAAUGUUGGCUGAUAUUUCCCUUUUUAUAAUAACUAAGAAGACAAUAAAAGAAAUGUGUUAGAACUUGAGUUUUCUGAAGUUACUUUGCUGGGUGGAAUGUUUGUGCUAUUCCCAGCGUACAGUCCCCAUUAACUUAUUCUCCAUUACUUUUUUUUUAAAAUUGAUUUUUGGCUGGGUUGAAUCUUCGUUGGUGGGACCGGGCUUUCUCUAGUUGCGGCGAGCGGGGGCUGCUCUUCGUUGCGGUGUGCAGGCUUCUCAUUGCGGUGGCUUCUCUCGCUGCGGAGCACAGGUUCUAGUCAUGCAGGCUUCAGUAGUUGUAGCUCAUGGCCUCUAGAGCACAGGUUCAGUAGUUGUGGCACAUGGGCUUAGUUCUGUGGAAUGUGACAUCUUCCCGGACCAGAGCUUGAACCCGUGUCCCCUGCAUUGGCAUGCAGAUUAUCAACCACUGCACCACCAGGGAAGCCCCGUUACUUUCUUAAGUCUAGACAAGUAAUAAAACAAUGAAUCGACCCUUGGUUGUAGUGUUUGCCAAUUUCCCUGGUACACAUACUCCAACUGUGGCAAUUUCAAGUUGUGAACAUGAGGUUGUUACCAAACCAGGUAGCAUUUCCAGAGGUGCACAAACCAAACACUGAGACACCAAGGUUUGCUGGAGAGAAAAAAUUCAUUCACAGGGCAGCCAAUGGAGGAGACAGGAGAGCAAGCCUGAGAUCCACCUCCCUGGAGUUGGGGUCCUUGAGUUAUUUAUGGGAUAAAGACACAAGGUGGUCUUAGGUGUGGGGAAAGGUGAUAGGGUGUGAGAAAAUGUGAGGUGAUUGGUGUGUGCGGAUGUAUCUGCAUUACAUGUUUCUUCAUGGGAUGCAUGUUCAGAAAUAGUCACUUUGCAUGAUCUGAAGGUGGAGUUUUUGGCCAUCUGAUGUCCAAAGGGCAUUCACUGAACACUUGUGCAGGCCAAAUUUUACGGGUUGGUAGUUACAAUCAGUCUUAACUAGCUCAAAGUGUGUAAGAGCUGACUCUUAAGUUCCUAAAAUAACAACUGGGUGGACUUCCCUGGUGGCACAGUGGUUAAGAAUCUGCUUGCCGGGCUUCCCUUGUGGCACAGUGGUUGAGAGUCCA
This is a messenger RNA of Globicephala melas (long-finned pilot whale), 5437 nucleotides long. Its product is annotated as zinc finger protein 548-like. Gene Ontology annotation, molecular function: DNA-binding transcription factor activity, RNA polymerase II-specific; RNA polymerase II cis-regulatory region sequence-specific DNA binding. Gene Ontology annotation, biological process: regulation of transcription by RNA polymerase II. The record is from RefSeq and is a predicted model, not a curated record. NCBI's taxonomy places the organism in Eukaryota, Metazoa, Chordata, Mammalia, Artiodactyla, Delphinidae.